CCGCCCGGCGCCCUCUCUGUCGAGUACCAAGAAGCCAAGAAGACGAAGUGAGGUUUAAGAUUGGAAGGAAGCAAACCGAUUUCGUUAGAUUAUUCGUGUACAGAAGAGGAGAAUAAAAUGGAAGAAACAAGCGAAGUUAAUCCAUUAAAUCUAACUCUUGAUGAAGUGAUAGCACUAAACAGACUGAAAAAUAGAAGGGAAGAGUUAGACAUAGCAAAUGAAGAAAUACGAUUCAGCAAUUGUUCCUCAAAUGGAAUAUCUAUACGUGAUGAAGAUAUUGACAACCGAUUAAGGAAAAUGCCAGGAUUUGGGACAAAACCCAUUCAUUAUCGUCUUGGCAAUAAUAUCUAUAAACGUCUGCGGUUUAAAAACUACAGACAGAAGCAUAUGUAUAACUGCGUGAACAAGGCCAAGAUGUCUCUGUGGAGAAAACAUUCGGGUUUACUCGGGGGGAUACGUGUGAGAAACCCAGUUGCAUUGAAGAAGCCUUUUGUAUCAACUUUAACUCGGAAUUCAAUUUAUGAAUUUAACCGAUUGAAUGGUGGUUUAAUGAGAAAUGCAUUUAUAUCGGCUCCAUCUAUAAUUUCUCAUCAAUCAAUUUUGACAAAAAGGCAUUUGGCGAGAGCCUGUUUGAAUUCUGACGUCCAAGAAGAAAUAAAAAAUUUCCUUUCAUUAACAGACACCGAGAUGGUAGAAGAUCUUGUAGAACAAUUCAGACCCAUACCAAGAGAGACAAAUAAAACUAUAACUGAGAGGUUUUUAAGAUAAGUGUGGAACGUUCUGACGUCCAAGAAGAAAUUAAAAAUUUCCUUUCAUUAACAGACACCGAGAUGGUAAAAGAUCUUGUAGAAUAAUUCAGACCCAUACCAAAAGAGACAAAUAAAACUAUAACGGAGAGGUUUUCAAGAUAAGUGUGGAAAAAAUAAUCUGUGUUCGUAAUCAAACACAUUGCCUUUGUGCCUUUCAUAAACUAUUUUUUGUAUUGAAAUUAUAAUGUCUUAAGUAAUGUUAUUUUAACAGGUCUAUUGAACUUGUAAUCUCAAUACUACGUAAGAAGAAUGAUAGAGACACAUUUUUGACCAAUAUUUCUUGUAAUUUGUGUUCUGUGUAACCUACAGCUCAUGAUGUAUAAUUAGAAUUGUGGAAAUUCCUUGUAAAAUAAACGUUAAACUUGCCAUGAA
This is a messenger RNA of Homalodisca vitripennis (glassy-winged sharpshooter), 1181 nucleotides long. RefSeq lists its product as uncharacterized. NCBI's taxonomy places the organism in Eukaryota, Metazoa, Arthropoda, Insecta, Hemiptera, Cicadellidae. The coding region runs from base 118 to 768 and encodes 216 amino acids. The transcript has 7 exons. The record is from RefSeq and is a predicted model, not a curated record.